CGUAAACGCGAGCAGCUGUUUAUGUAGGUUUCUCAUGUUGUUGGUUUGGGGAGACCUAACACAUCUUUCAAGAAUCGGAGUACCUGGUCCUUUGGAAUUUAAAAGCUUUAUUUGCAGGAGUUCAGCAUUAAUUCGGCAAUGCAGGCACUAACAGCUACUCGGUCAUUUUUUCUUCAGUACCCUAAAACUAUUACAGUGGUCACACUGACAGGUGUGGGACUUAUCGGAUUGAAGAAAUGGAUGGCAGGUGGCGUGUGCAACAGCAAAGCUCGGUUAGAUGGAAAAACCGUAUUGAUCACUGGAGCCAACACUGGGAUCGGCAAAGAAACCGCUGUUGACCUGGCUAAAAGAGGUGCACGGGUAAUUUUGGCCUGCAGAGACAUGGACAGAGCCAACAAAGCUGCACAAGAUGUGAGAAAGAGAAGCGGAAAUAAUAAUGUGAUUGUCAAAAAGUUGGACCUGGCGUCCCUAGAGUCAGUGCGGCAUUUUGCCAAAGACGUCCUAGCAAGUGAAGAGCGACUGGAUGUGCUCAUUAAUAAUGCAGGCGUAAUGAGCUGCCCACAAUGGAAGACUGAAGAUGGCUUUGAGAUGCAGUUUGGUGUGAACCACCUGGGCCACUUCCUGCUAACAAACUCUCUACUGGAACUGAUAAAAAAGUCAGCCCCGAGCCGGGUUGUCAAUGUCUCAAGUUUAGCACAUGAAAGAGGUCAGAUUUAUUUUGAUGACAUUAAUCAGGAAAAAGAUUACCAGCCAAGGAGAAGCUAUGCUCAAAGCAAACUAGCCAAUGUCCUCUUUACAAAGGAGCUUGCCAAGAGGUUGCAAGGCACUGGAGUCACAACGUAUAGCCUCCACCCUGGAAUCAUCAGGACUGAACUUGGCCGUCACUUCUGGCCCUCAAUGGCCCUGUGGAAAAGAGUUGUGUUCACACCUCUGUCUUACCUCAUCAAGUCCCCGGCAGAGGGUGCACAGACCACCAUCUACUGUGCUGUGGAGGAAAACCUGCAGAAUGAGAGUGGACUCUACUACAGCGACUGCGCCCCUAAAACUGCCGCCCCUCAGGCACUGGAUGAUGAAGCAGCCAAAAAGCUGUGGGAUCUGAGUGCCUCCAUGGUGGGUCUGACACAAUCGCAGUGACAUCGAUGGUAACGGCGAUGAGGACUGCUGUCAUCACAGUACCAAAUUACCAACAUUCUGCCUCAGGAUGCACCGAUGAGCAUCUGUGUGGAUAUUAGCAGUUGAGCACCAGCUGAUGUGAGAGAUGAGUUAACAAGCAAAACACAGGAAUUUCUCAAGUGAUAGACAUUUAUUUAGAAUGUACAACAAACUAUCUGCAAAAAUACUAUGGAUUUAAGUAUGUUUUUAUUUCUGAAACAGAUCACUGCUUCACAGUCUAGUUACAUGGAAGCUGUACGAUCUUUAGAUUGCCAUUUUAAAUGACAUUUUAAUUGACAAAGUACACCAAUGUCUGUUGGCUGAGGGGCUUACAUGCCAUUUAAUGGUCCUUAUAAUAAACAUAGGAGUUAUAGCUUAAUUGACAAGCUUUUCUAACACUGUUAAUGGCAACAUUUUCAGUUUUGUCCUCCUCUCCAUUAAAGUGCUGUUAAACAUCAUAGGCCGUUGUUUUACCUGUUAUUAAGGCAGUGAUUCAGAUGGUGUAUAUUAUUCCUAAGGAGACUGUUUUUUUUAAAUAGUGAGACCUGUGGUGUUAUAAUAAAACAUGUCAAUUACAUCAACAUUAAUUAACAUGGUCUUAAUACAACAAAUGUAUAUGCGUGUCCUUUUUUUGUGUGUCUUUAUCUUGAAGGCACUUUGUACAGAAUUGCUACAAACAGUCAGAUUUCAUCUCACUCAAAGCUACAUCUCAGACAAGUGCAUCAAUCUCUUGUUUUUUUUCUGGUGAAAGUCCAUUACGGGCGUAAAUUACACAUGCACAAAGUGCACCCAAGUGGCCUGCUGGCUAAAAAUGAACCCUGUAUGUCUCCUAUAUUUUAUAUGAUAAUGUAAGAGCUAGUUAAGAGGAAAAGUACUUUGUCUUGGCAUUUACAUUCAAACAGGUAAAACAUAUAUAACAGACAUUUUGGAUUCAAAAGAUGACAAUCCUAACGGUUAGAUGACACAGGGAAGAAAACUAUCUAUAUUGCUCAGUUUUUAUAAAUG
Messenger RNA from Menidia menidia (Atlantic silverside), 2157 nucleotides. The record is from the annotation of a GenBank genome assembly. Lineage: Eukaryota; Metazoa; Chordata; Actinopteri; Atheriniformes; Atherinopsidae.